AUGAUCCUCAGUUCUGAAAUCGAAUCCAACCUCCCAAUAGCCUCUUGGUUUUCUCCACCAUUCCAAUUAAAUUGGAUUCAAUUCCAUUAUGACGAUCUCAGCAGAAGAAGUCUAGGAUUCCAUGACAAUUCCAUCUCCCAGUAUGCAACUCCAAUCAAGCCUCAAAAGGGUCCCACCAUAAAGGGAGAAGACAAGCUCCCACUAGCCCAUCGCAGAGGAAGAGUUGACCCAGCCAGGUCCUCUGAGCUCUUCAGUUGUGAAGAAACCAAGAAAAUGGUUUCGAGUGACCUGGUCUUCUCUAUUUUCUUCUUCAUUCAGAUUGGGAUUGGGCUCCUGGGGAACUCAAUACUGUUGGUGUUGUAUGUCAGCAUCUUCAUUCACUCACCCCACUGGAUGAAGCCCACAGACCUGAUCCUUACCCACCUGACGGUAGCCAACACCGUGACACUCCUCACCCAGGCUGCCCCGGGAAUGGUGAUGGCUUUCGGAUGGAAGAAUAUUAUGGAUGUCUUGGGGUGCCAGAUUGUCAUGUACAUGAGGAGAGUGGCCCGGGGCCUUUCUAUCUGCACCACCUGCCUGCUGAGCGUGUUCCAGGCCAUCACCAUCAGUCCAAGCAACUCCUGGUGGGCCCAGAUCAAACCAGUGGCUCCCAAGUUCAUCCUCCCUUCCUUCCCCUUCUUCUGGGUCCUCUGCUUGUUGCUAGACAUAAAUACUCUAAUAGCGGUUAAAUCCACCAAGAAUACUACGACCAUAAGUAUUGGUGACAAUAGGAAAUCUUGUCCCAGCUUAUUCUCAGCAAGAAGUUCAAAUGCUAUGGUAUUUAUCGGUAUGCUGACUCUCCGAGAUGUCGUCUUUGUGAGUCUCAUGAGCUGGUCCAGCGGUUAUAUGGUGAUGGUGCUAUACCAACACCGCAAGCGAGUCCGGCACAUCCACAGCGGCGGCCUCUCCCCCAAAUCCUCCCCUGAGUCCAGAGCCACUCAGACCAUCCUGCUCCUUGUCAGCUGCUUUGUUUCCUUUUAUUGCAUAAAUAGCAGCUUAGUGUUCUUGACUUACAUGAUGAAGGACACCUUGAAGCUGUAUGAUCCUGGCAUAUUUCUGAGCUCAGGUUUCACCUUUCUCUGCCCUCUGGUUCUCAUCAACAGUGAUCCCCGGCUCCGCAGAUUCCUAUGUGUCCUUGAAAAGGUGGGCAAUCUCUCUCUUGCCUGA
Tachyglossus aculeatus (Australian echidna) is the source of this 1206-nucleotide messenger RNA. Its product is annotated as vomeronasal type-1 receptor 4-like. Gene Ontology annotation, molecular function: pheromone receptor activity. Bases 1 to 1206 code for a protein of 401 amino acids. The transcript is spliced from 4 exons. The record is from RefSeq and is a predicted model, not a curated record. Gene Ontology annotation, biological process: G protein-coupled receptor signaling pathway. Gene Ontology annotation, cellular component: membrane. NCBI's taxonomy places the organism in Eukaryota, Metazoa, Chordata, Mammalia, Monotremata, Tachyglossidae.